This is a messenger RNA of Racocetra persica, 245 nucleotides long. Lineage: Eukaryota; Fungi; Glomeromycota; Glomeromycetes; Diversisporales; Gigasporaceae. The record is from the annotation of a GenBank genome assembly.
AUGCCAACUCCGUCUAUAUCUUCUUAUGAGAAAGAUUAUGAAUCUAUGCAUGGAGAAGAGUAUGAACUAAUAUAUGAGGAAGAGUAUGAACCAAUGUAUAAGGAAGAGCAUGAACCAAUGUAUGAGGAAGAGCAUGAACCAAUGUAUGAGAAAGUGUACGAACUAGAGUUACAAUUAGAUGAAUCUGAAGUUAGUGAAUCAUCGCAAGUACAAAAGUUAAAUAGCAGUAAUUCUACACAUACCAG